AUGUCUCAUAAUAAACAUCAUAAAAUAAGAAGAAGAUGUCAGCAGGUGGAUACUUCCAAUGAGGAUAAUCUACCAUAUUUAUUUAGAUGGAAGGGCUCUGUUACCCCAAAUGUUAUAUUUCAGACCUUAUUCGUUACCGCUUUCGCGGCCGCUGUGACGUUAGUAUAUACCAAAACAAAUAUUAAGCCUAGCAUUCCGCAAACAUUCAUUCCGGUGCUUGGUUUCGUUGUGGGUCUCUUACUUACCUAUAGAACAAAUACAGCUUAUGAUAGAUAUUGGGAAGGUCGCAGAGCAUGGUCUUCAAUGGUAAUUGCGAUUCGAAAUUUAACACGAUACAUUUGGGUAGGUGUCAAAAGAAAAAAAUCAAAAAAUGAAUUGGAAGAAGAAGAAAAAAAUAAUAAAAGGAAAUUUAUAAAAGAAAAUGAUGAAUUAAAAAGAAAAUAUGAAGAAAUAAAAAAAUAUGAAGCUGACGAAUUAAAAAAAGAAAAGGAUAAAAUGAAAAAUGAUGAAUUAAAAAAAGAAAAGGAUGAAAUGCAAGCUGAGGAUGAAAAAAUCUUGAUAAAUAAAAAUAUUGAACUGGAAAAAAAAAAAAAAGAACUAGAAGAACUCAUUAUAAAAAAAGAAGAAGAAAAAAUAGAAAUAGAAAAGAAAAGCGCUGUAAGACUUCUUAUAGGAUUUGCAUUUGCUGUAAAACAUUAUCUACGUGAAGAGGAAGCAAGCGAAUGCGAUGAUGUUCGACCUUUCAUUUCGGACAUAGAAUCAACUUUACCGGGUUUUGAAAAUCUAAAGACUCAGGACGAAAUUGAGAAAAAGAUCGCGAUUGACAAUAACAAUUGUCAAAAAGGUCCGACAUUGACCCAUAUUUUAAGUUCAUUUAGUAACAGAAAGGAGCCGCAUCAACGUGGAAAAGGAAAAGAAUUGGAAAUGGAAUCACCUAAUCAUAAUCUUCCUUUAGAGAUUUCUUUAUAUAUUUCUGAUUAUGUUACAACUCAAUUUAGGGAAGGGAGAAUUGGUGUGCCAACAACUAAUAAUAUGUUACAAAAUGUUAAUUUGUUGAUAGAAUGUUUGUCAUCUUUUGAAAGAAUUUUGAGAACACCAAUUCCUUUGGCAUAUUCUAUUCAUUUAUCCCAAACCGUAUGGAUUUAUUGUCUCUCCUUACCUUUCCAAUUAAUUGGUGUCGUUGGUUGGGCGACCAUUCCUAUUGUGUUCUUGGCUAGUUUUGUUUUGCUUGGUAUCGAAAGAAUUGCUGCAGAGAUAGAAAAUCCUUUUGGUUAUGAUCCGAAUGAUUUAGAUUUGGACGGUUUUUGCGAAAUUAUCCAACGAGAACUCGAUAUCAUCAUAAAGCAUUCUCCACCAAAUGUUGACCAUUGGGUAUACGACAAAGGAAAUCUUGAUGCUAUUGAAAAUGCGGAUAAUGAAACUAUAAGAUCUGGAGAAAAUAGUGUUGCUAUUGAUUUAGAUAUUUUUAAAUAA
Molecule: messenger RNA, 1473 nt
Organism: Dentiscutata heterogama
Lineage: Eukaryota; Fungi; Glomeromycota; Glomeromycetes; Diversisporales; Gigasporaceae
Source: the annotation of a GenBank genome assembly